GAUAAAUGUCAUGUAUGUCGCAAAUAAUUAAAUUCAGUAAUUUAUAAGUUUAAAAGUGUUGUUUAUCGACAACCUCAUGAAUUUCCGAUGGGAAAUAAUAACACACUUCGUUCGCAAGAAGAAUCGUCGAGUUUUCCGUAGUUUCGGGAUGAUAUUAAGUAAAAACAAAAUUUAAAUGUCCUGGUGGUAUUCAAAAGUCCCGCGUCGACUUUUGACAGCUACGGGUAAAACAGUUUUUUAAUGGGCAUGUUGAUUGUUGUUAAAGUUUAUUUCUGCGAAGUUUAGCGAAAAUAACGAAAAAUUAACCAUCGCGAGGUACGCGUCGAGCUGCUGGAGCGUCCCGACGAUGUGGCAGAAAUAGGGACAAGUAAACACUCGGUCGUAGACAAACAAAUGUUUAAAUGGAAGCAUCUUCCAUUAUUACCCAGGUGUCAAGGGACGAGGAACAUCUGAAUACAUACGCUACCGAAAAAGAUGGAGCCAUCGAGCAGCUGGGCCAGGCGCAGCCGCCGGCGACGAAGAUGUCGUCCACGAAGACCUUCUUCAGAUCGCUGCUGUGCUGCAUCCAGCAGAAGAAGCCGAAGGCCCCCAGCCAGGAGCAGUGCCUCGACGGCGCCGCCUGCGUCGACCACAGCCGGUGCAGCUACCUGCUGAAGCCGCCCCGGCCGGAGGACGCGCGCAAGAAGUGCAUGGUGAUCGAUUUGGACGAGACGCUGGUGCACAGCAGCUUCAAACCGAUCAACAACGCCGAUUUCAUCGUGCCGGUGGAAAUCGACGGCACCCUGCACCAGGUGUACGUGCUGAAGCGGCCGCACGUCGACGAGUUCCUGCAGCGCAUGGGGGAGCUGUACGAGUGCGUGUUGUUCACGGCCUCGUUGGCGAAGUACGCCGAUCCGGUGGCCGAUCUGCUCGACAAAUGGGACGUGUUCAAAGCGAGAUUGUUUAGGGACAGUUGUGUGUUCUAUCGAGGAAACUACGUGAAAGACUUGAACAAAUUGGGCAGGGAACUGCAGCAGAUCGUUAUCGUCGAUAAUUCGCCCGCUUCCUACAUAUUCCAUCCAGACAAUGCUGUGCCUGUGGCCUCGUGGUUCGACGACAUGAACGACUCCGAGCUGCUGGACCUGAUACCGUUCUUCGAGAAGCUGAGCAAUAUGGACAAUGUGUAUACAGUGCUUUGCAAUUCGAACCAUCCGUACGGCAACAACGCCGCCGGCCAGACGAACGGGCCCCAGAACGCGGUGGCGGCGGCGGCGGCGCCAGCGCAGGCGAACCACUCGCCGGCGACGACGUAGCGAUCGCUCAUCGGCGCGCAGCUGGUGAUUUGUUAUUGAUUUUUGCGUUUGAUCGGAAAUCGAUUGCAAGCGGAGCGAAUGACAAUUCAAAUGGGAGUACGAAAUGGUAUUGGGCGACCCGCGGUUUCGUAGAAAUACGGUAUCGAAACGGCGUUGUACGAUUCGGGUUGAUCGUAGUCGCUAUUUUUGCGAAACGAACGGGUGUAGUACAAGUUACUGUAAAUAUUAUCGAGGAAACAAAAAAUGUAAUAUUUUUCUAUUUUGCUGCUAAAUAGAUUUAUUUAUGUAUCUAAUUUAUCAAUACCAUUUGUACUCUAAUUUUAUUUUAAUUUUUUUUAUAAAAACCAUAGAGUGUGGACUUGAAUGUAUUCAGUGUGGUGAAUUAAAUGUAGCAGUUGCUUUUUGCUCCGAAUUUAUGCUUAUAGGUACUCCGUACAAUGUCUCUAAAUUACAGGAAUUGCUCUUUUGCUACACGCAAAUGCUACAUUUAUCCAUCCCAUCGUAACAAUCCUAAAUAUAUCAAGUAUUAACUAAAAUACGCUCGGCGCAUUUUAGCUAGUACAAGUAUCCUUUUUUUACUGGGAGUAUUUAAACAUAAAUGAAGAAGUGAUAAGCAUCUCAAUAUCAAAAGAAAAAAAAAGACUUGAAAACCAAUUUGUGUUUAAAUAGACCGAUAUUUUACGAUGUAGUACCAAUGUUCGUAAAUUUAGAGGCCUUUGUUUUUUUUUUAAAUGCUACCAUAUUGAAUUUUAUACGAGUUUUUUCCGUGAGGCGACGCGCGCGCUUCGUUUAUAAAAGCGACUAAUAAAAUGUAAUUUAAUGCGCUAGAUUGACAAUAAAAUCUAGUUUAAAAAGCGCCGCCUGACGACAUAUCAGUAAAUAAUUUUGAUACUCUAUUGAAUGGGAAUAAAACGGCAUCAAUUUUAAUCGGAGACUUGGUAAAAAAA
Phyllotreta striolata is the source of this 2239-nucleotide messenger RNA. The record is from the annotation of a GenBank genome assembly. Lineage: Eukaryota; Metazoa; Arthropoda; Insecta; Coleoptera; Chrysomelidae.